UUUCUCCCUUUCCAUCUCCCAACACAGAGACCAAAUUAAACACCCCAUUCUUGAAUGUAAAACCAAACCGGUUGGUUUUGUUUCUGUUUCGAGGAAAUUAAGAAAAAAUAGGAUAUAUAUUUGGUAUGGAAAGGGUAGAUGAGAUUAUUGGGAGAAAGUUGAAAACGGAGAUGGAGGCUGCAGCUUCAUUAUCGUCGCCGGAGAUGGUGAUGGGAAGACGGCAGGUUUUGGGGACGACGUUGAAUACUAUUACACCUUGCGCCGCAUGUAAGCUGUUGAGGAGGAGAUGUGCGGAGGAGUGCCCUUUCUCUCCUUAUUUCUCCCCGCAUGAGCCCCACAAGUUCGCCGCCGUUCACAAAGUCUUCGGCGCCAGCAACGUUUCCAAGAUGCUCAUGGAGGUGCCGGAGAGCCAGAGGUCGGACGCGGCGAACAGUUUGGUGUACGAAGCAAACGUGCGGCUGAGAGAUCCGGUGUACGGCUGCAUGGGUGCAAUUUCGGCUCUGCAGCAGCAAAUUCAGUUCCUACAAGCCGAGCUUAAUGCGGUUAGAGCCGAGCUUCUAAGGCAUAAAUAUCGAGAAGCCGCCGCCGCCGCAGCCGCCAACAGCAUCAUCACCUCCGCGCCGGCUUUGGCGGCGGGAGCCGUCUCCGUCGUUGAGUUGCCGCAAGCUCCGCCCACACCUACUCCCCCGCCGUCGCCUCCUCCCCCGUCGGUGCUUGUUGUUUCUUCUUCUUCGUCGUCCUCUUCCACUUCUCCGCCGUCCUCGGCUCCGUCGUCUUUGUACACGCCGGCUUCCACCGUGGCAAGCUUUGGUACCAUUCAGACCAUUAACAUGCCUUUUUUUGACUAAUGACACUAAAACUCAUUUCAUUAUUGUGUUGUUAAUACAUUAAUUAAUAAUCCUUAAUUAAUCCGUAAAUGUUUAUUGUGUUGUUUUUCCUUCGGUACAAAAUUAGGGGAUAAAUGUUUGUAUUUUAGAAGCUGAAAAACUCAUAAGUUCUGCAAUAUCUAAAACUUCAG
This is a messenger RNA of Ipomoea triloba (trilobed morning glory), 1018 nucleotides long. RefSeq names its product LOB domain-containing protein 15-like. NCBI's taxonomy places the organism in Eukaryota, Viridiplantae, Streptophyta, Magnoliopsida, Solanales, Convolvulaceae. Bases 126 to 848 code for a protein of 240 amino acids. The record is from RefSeq and is a predicted model, not a curated record. The transcript is spliced from 2 exons.